Molecule: messenger RNA, 4139 nt
Organism: Loa loa (African eye worm)
Lineage: Eukaryota; Metazoa; Nematoda; Chromadorea; Rhabditida; Onchocercidae
Exons: 24
Coding region: 46-3708 (1220 amino acids)
Cellular component (GO): extracellular region
Molecular function (GO): peptidase inhibitor activity
Source: RefSeq, a predicted model, not a curated record
CAAUUUUCAGGUGCCAUCUUUUAAUGAUUUUUCUUUAUCUCUCCAAUGCAAACUGUGUUGUUGUUUUUACUGCUACCGUUAAUGGGUUUGAUUCACUGUACUCCGACAACGAUAUGUCCUGACGUAAGUGCCUCAAAUCGUCCCAACUAUUGCAAGAAAGCGUGUACAAGAGAUGAGCAAUGCAAGAAAAACAACAAAAGAUGCCUUUGUGAUGGUACCUGUGGCUUAUCAUGUGUCAAUCCGUCGACGACCUGUCAUCCAUUAGUCGAUCUACCGAACGGUUUCAUCAGAACACCUGGCGAUUUUCUGUUCGGUUCGAAUGCGGAAUACGGUUGUAAUGAAGGGUAUGUGUUAGUUGGUCCAUCUCAGCGGCGUUGUCAAGCGAACCGAGAAUGGAGUGGUACUAAGCCUGAAUGCAGAUUACUAAAAAAAUGCGGUCCACCACCAGAAAUACCCUAUGCCCAACAUGAUGGCAAUUCGUACAGUGGUCAAUAUGAACUAGAGACCGAAGUGCAUUACAACUGCGUGCCCGGUUAUCAUCGUUAUAACAAUAAAGGAAUAACGAUAGCAAAAUGUUUAUUGAAUCGAGCAAAAGCAGCAAAAUGGUUUGGCCCUGACUUACGAUGUCGAGCUCGUAGCUGUCCCGAUCCGGGAAAUAUCAUGAACGGAAUGCGGAAAGGUGAACUGUACUACUAUCCACACACAGUUGAAAUUGUAUGUCUUCCCGGUUAUCAACUGAUUGGAUCAUCGACGCUUCGUUGCUUGAAUAACGGACAGUGGAGUGCUCAAAUGCCUCACUGCAAACCAACGGAAUGUAAAAGACCAUCGGAUCCACUGCAUGGUAAAGUACUUGGUAGUUCAUUGACUUAUCAAUCUCGUGUUACAUAUUCAUGCAAAACAGGCUACCGACUUGUUGGCCAGGUGCAGAGAAUAUGUCUUGCCGAAGGUGUUUGGGCUGGUAAUGAACCAACAUGUGAAGAAAUUCGUUGCCCACAACUGCCUCAAUUACACAAUGGAUAUAUCGAAGGUGAUGACACCCAUUUCGGUGCAGUUGUUGUGUUUCGUUGCUUAGAAGGAAUGAAUCAUAUUGGUGCACCUUAUGCAAAAUGUGAAGACGAUGCACGGUGGUCACAUCCAAUGCCUGUUUGUUUGAGUGGAUGUCGCAUACCCGAAAUAAGCGAUGGACAUGUUGUUAACCACACUCCUUCACAGCUUGCUUUACACGGAGAGCGACUGAGAGUAGAGUGUGCACCAAAACAUGAAAUAGCUGAUGUAGAAGCAACUAUAAUCUGUCGAAAUGGUACUUGGUCACAUAUGCCAACUUGCAUACCAGUGCGAUGCAAAUCCUGGCCACCAAGAAUGCCAAAUGCAAAAGUUGUAUUCACAAAAUCGUCACACGGAGCAUUUGCGAGAUAUGAGUGCAAUGAGGGAUAUCGGCCAUCUGGAAUACAUAAUAUUGUUAAAUGUUUGUAUGGAAAGUGGUCCAGUGAAGGCGAACCAUUUUCAUGUCAGCCAGUUCUCUGUGAACAUCCGCUUAAAACGUUUGGGGUCUUAGAAGGCGGGCAAAUAAUGUUGGAAGGACAGAUGGGGGCUUAUGACUACGCCCAAUAUAUAUCGGAAGUGGAAGAGGGUCGUUCGAUUUCAUUUCAGUGUAAAAAAGGAUUUGUGUUGCUCGGAUCACCAAAAGCAACAUGUGUCAAUGGGAAUUGGAUGCCACGGAAGAGGCCAAAAUGUGUACCACAAACUCAUCCGAUGGUGGAAGGACAAAUUGCUUGGAUGCGACGUCGCCGUUCUGUUGAGUGUGAACCGAUUUUAGUUGAUUACAGACGGAAAAUUGUUGUCACGAAAGGUAAUGACAAUCCAACUGAAAUUAUGGUAAUAUGUUCUGAAGGUUUUCACUUCGAAAACGCGCGAGCAGAUGGAAUUGCGUUUUGUAAAAAUGGACAAUGGAGGCCAAAAGUUCCUAACUGCAUUCCUGAUGAUUGUCGGAUACCGAUACGCAAUCAUGCCUUCUUCCUUGACAUACGGUCAGAGCAAAUCUUGCAGUCAGAUGAUAUUAUGCAGCACGGCGGUGGGGCAAGAAUGGUUUGUUUACGUGGGUAUGAACUGCAUGGAAAUGAUAAAUUUGAGUGCAAUCAAGGAGUGUUUAUUCAGCAAAUCGGGCAUUGUAGGCCAAAACGCUGCAAACUAGAAGCAGGUGAGGGCUACAGAUACAACUCUAAUAAGACAGAAUUACAUCACAAUGAAGAAAUUGAUAUGAUAUGUGAAACGAACAUUAUUCGGUUAAAAUGUCGCUUUGGUGAAAUACUCCCAUAUUUUGGGUGCACUGAUGAUGAAUCACCAUCAGCAUCAUGUCGUCGUCCAAAUAAUGACCAACCAUUUGUUGCAUACCGCACAACAAAUAUCAGUGGCCAUCCGGUUCGCUUAGAUAUGAGCGUACAACAGGCCACUUUCCCGAAAAAUACAAUAAUUCAGUACAUCUGUGUAAAUAAUGAAUACAAAAAUAAAGCGAAUGCCAUCGAAUGUCGGAAUGGUGAAUGGUUCACGCGUCUUUUACCCUGUGUCAAAGCGUCUGCAACUACAUUUGUUACUCAAUCCGAUGGAAUGUGCAACAUACCCAAUCUUGCUUCCUCCUACAAAAUUCUUAAUAUCAAAAAUGCUCACAUUUCAACAAAAUCACGUUUUGCUCGUGGAACUACUUUGAAGAUAGGCUGUGCUGUGGGGUUUUUGAUAGAAGAAGCUAGAACAAUGGAAAUGCGCUGUCGUAGAGGCAAAUGGGUCACCGCUGGCAUGCUGCAUUGUUAUUCAGACGUACAUUCAUGUGAAUAUCGAAUGAAUGAGAGAUCACAUUUAAUUGCUUUUUCUGCCAAACAUAAGCAACAGAUUACUUUUAAUCAGCGAUUUGCUGAUGGCACUGAGUUAAUUUUCUCAUGUCAAGAGUAUGGCAUGCAGCAGUUUAUGGGAAACGCUGUUAUCACAUGCAGAGAAGGUACAUGGGUGCCAAAAAUACCCAAAUGCAUCACGCUGGAUCCAUACAACAAAAAUGAUGGUGCGCCACCAAUAAAUGUGGAAUUAGGACGCGGCUUGCAUACAGUAACACCGCGAGGACACGUUGUGACGAACAUAUCAACAACGCUUCGACUUCAAUGUUUAUUUCCUCGAAAAAAAGGUCAGCCGAGAUGGGAAGUUUCAACAACGUACCGUAAAUAUCCACAAUCUUGGAUAGAAAUCGAUUUGCCUGGAAAAUCCGGCAUGGAUGCUUACGAAUUGACUGUAACAGCAGCACGUCCUGAAGAUGGAGGAUUUUUCCACUGCGUUCUUCCAAGUGGAUACCGAAACACUGUCAGAAUCAUUGUGAAGGAUCAGAAAUGCAUACCAUUUGCAAAUUCGACAAAGUUACAAAUCUUUUACACAAGUCCUCAUUUAUUUAUUGGGACAGUCGCACAGUUUUCAUGUGGAAAAGGUUCAUAUGUUGAUGGGCCACGUUCAUCGAUAUGUCUAAGUUCCGGGAAGUGGUCUCAUACCUUACCAAAAUGUCGAGUGUCCACCAAUAGUGAUCAUGGAUUUCGAAAUGAAAGUAGUGGUCACAACGUUCAAAGUUGGAGGUAUAGCACGGUUCUCUUGUUCAUUAACACAUUUUCUAGAUGGGAAUCGGACAUUACAAUGUCUUCCACACGGGGAAUGGUCCGGUAUUGUACCGCAAUGUAAAAGUGUGAAAUGUCGAGUACCGAAAAUACCAAGGAAUGCUGCAAUUGUUGGGGACGUGAAAGAAGAAUACAAUGUACGGGAAGUGGUUGUAUUUGAAUGUAGACGUGGUUACAUGUUAACUGGUAUCGAUUAUAGCGUUUGUCAUGCAAAUGGUAACUGGACUUCUAUCGACGUAAAGUGUAUACCAAUCUGCCGUUUUCCUGGUAAACCAGAACAUGGGGACAGCACCUCACCAGCUAAGCCAUAUUAUCUCGUUGGAGAGAAAGUGGUGUUCUACUGCACUUCUACAGAAUACCGCCUAGAUUCAGAAAAUGUACUCGAAUGCAUAUCUUCUGGAAAGUGGAAUCGAAAAAUUCCGAGAUGUGUAUCUUUCGAAAAAGAAAAACAUAAGCAAAAAAUAUAAAAAUCAAAAAAGUGGGAAGCAACGAUAG